Molecule: messenger RNA, 1506 nt
Organism: Drosophila montana
Lineage: Eukaryota; Metazoa; Arthropoda; Insecta; Diptera; Drosophilidae
Product: venom serine protease-like
Exons: 2
Biological process (GO): proteolysis
Molecular function (GO): serine-type endopeptidase activity
Source: RefSeq, a predicted model, not a curated record
AAUUCAAAUUCUGCAAUUCCAUUAGCAACUGUCAGUUGUCGGUAAUAUAUGAAUGGCAAUAUUACGGCUUCUUUAAAUAAACAGCUGAUCUGUUUGAUUUUAUUUAUCUAAGCGCCGAAAAAUGUUCCUCCCAACCGUCAAAAAAUACGGCCUCGAAGUAGAGGCUCCAUUGAAUGGACUCUUGGAGAUUUGGCCGUCUUAAAAUGUUAAAAACUGUGGAAUUAAAAAAUAAAUUAAAAAUUUUAAUUUAAAGUUACAGCUUUCUUUUUUUAUUAUAUCAGCUGUUGGUGGGAAUGAUAAUUCCAUAUUUCCAAUAACAUCGAUAAAUCAUCGCAAAAAGCACGACUCACACGGGGCGAAUACCAACAUAUUUUGCAAAUGUGGAAAAAGUGGUUUCUUAUGGGAACAUUUACAGGCAACAUACUUCACGUUCACAAAAAAUGUAAUAAAUGUUGAUAGUAGAAUUAGGCUUCUAAGGGAGAUCGAUGCUAUCGUUCAUACAGAUAUACGGACGGACACUGACAUACAUACAUAUAUGUAUAUAUUUGAGUUAGAUGCCGAUCGGAUAACUAACGAAAAAAUUUCAUAAUUUCGAUUUCCAUGAAUAUCCCACACUUACCUUGUGCCUUAAUAACAGAAGAUAACUAAACAAAAAACUUCUGCUUCCUUAAUGCAUUAAAUUGAGCAGCCAAUUUAAAAAGCUAAACUAAAUCCCUGGUCCUAAUUAUUAUUUUAGUCGGUUUGUACUCUACGUUAUGACGAAGAGGUUACGAGUGGCAAUAUUUACUUUUGAAAAUAUCAUAUAAAUUAAAUAUUUAUGUAAUAAAUAAAAUAUAUAAUUUGAAUAUGUUUACUUAAUUAUAAAAAUGAAUAUAUUAUGUUGCAUAGUAAUUCUAAUGGUGACUAUCAAUAAAAGUGUCACCUGUUUCGAACAGUUAAUGAAACCUAAUUUGUCUUCAAGAAAUUUCUCAUUUCACAGUGUUCAUUCUCAAAGAACUAGCAAAUUUCUUUUUGAUACAAUUUUUCGAAUAAGCUCCGGAGUUUCAAGUGCCUUCGGGUUUGACACAGAGGAUGAUGCGGAAAAUAAUGAAAGCACUAAUCUUACCAAAUGCGAUUGCGACUGUGGAUUUUCGAAUGAAGAAAAUCGCAUUGUCGGUGGAAAACCAACAGGAGUAAACCAAUUCCCAUGGAUGGCUCGAAUCAUUUAUGAUGGCAAAUUUCACUGCGGAGGAUCUUUGUUAACAAAAGACUACGUUCUUUCAGCAGCUCAUUGUAUAAAAAAAUUAAGAAGAUCCAAAAUUAGAAUAAUAUUCGGCGAUCAUGACCAACAAAUAACGUCUGAGUCUCAAGCAAUCCAACGUGCGGUAACUGCUGUCAUAAAGCAUAAAAACUUUGAUUCCGAUACCUAUAACAACGAUAUUGCUUUGUUGAGACUAAGGAAACCGAUAAUAUUUUCGAAAAUAAUUAAGCCAGUUUGUCUUCCUCGAUAUAACUAUGAUCCAGCAG